AUGCUCAGCAGCACCGGUGCUGCUGCCGCUGCCGCGAAGCCGAGCGCAGGCCCGCUCAAUGUCGCCCUCGCCACCGUGACAGUGAACGAGGAUCCCAACAUUGAGGUCCUGUUGGCGAGCAAGCGCAUUCAGAAACUGACGCGGGCCACCGACGCCCUCAUUGCCCGUGACUUUGUCCUUCGCGAGGAGGAAGCCAUUUUAGACGACCUUGAGGCCUACAUCAUUUCCCUCGAGAGCGAGGUGAGGAAGGCUGAGUUUCAGACCGAGGAGCUCCGUAGCAGGAGCUCCCUGCUGCGGUCCGGUAAGCGGUGCGCCAUCGCCGGCGAGAACGCGGAGUUGUCCGCACUUUGGAACGAGUACGGCAGCGACAUGGCACACCUCGUGAAGCGGCACUCGCUUCGGCUUGCAGUGCUGGAGAAGGCACUCGCCACCGCGUCGACUAGAAAUCCAGAGUCGCCAGUGCCGAAGCCACUGCCACCGCCGCCAGUGGCGAAGACAUAG
Messenger RNA from Leishmania mexicana MHOM/GT/2001/U1103, 501 nucleotides. RefSeq lists its product as hypothetical. Lineage: Eukaryota; Euglenozoa; Kinetoplastea; Trypanosomatida; Trypanosomatidae. The transcript has a single exon. The coding region runs from base 1 to 501 and encodes 166 amino acids. The record is from RefSeq and is a predicted model, not a curated record.